Messenger RNA from Trichoderma gamsii, 888 nucleotides. RefSeq lists its product as hypothetical. Bases 1 to 888 code for a protein of 295 amino acids. The record is from RefSeq and is a predicted model, not a curated record. Lineage: Eukaryota; Fungi; Ascomycota; Sordariomycetes; Hypocreales; Hypocreaceae. The transcript has a single exon.
AUGGCUUCAGGAAAGAUUCUCGUUACGGGCAGUGGAGGUCUUUUGGGAGGGUUAACCAUUGAUCUUCUUCUCGAAAAAGUGUCUCCCGAAAAGCUUGCUGUUAUUACUCGAGAUCCCUCGAAAGUCAAGCGCCUCGUCGAUCAAGGGGUUUCGGUGCACAAGGCGGACUACUUCGACUACGACUCGCUCCUCUCUGCGUUCCAGGGCGUUGACAAAAUCAUGUUUAUCGGGGCACACGCCUUCACCGACCGCAUCAAGCAGCACUUCAACGUCAUCACGGCUGCGCGACAGGCUGGAGUGAAGCACGUCGUUUACACCUCGAUCCAGCGCCGAGAGGGCUCAGGCGUGGUGCUGUGGGACAUCACCGAGAGCGACACCUUCACCGAGCAGGCCCUGCGCGCAUCCGGUAUGGCGUACACCAUCAUGAUGCAGCCGGCCUUUUUGGAAACGUUUCACACGUACUUUGGUGGAGAGAUGCUUGAAGACGGUGUCCGCAUGCCGUUUGGCAAAGACAGAAAGACGGCGCCUGUCACUCGAGACGACCUCGCAGCGGCCAAUGUUACUGUGCUGACGCAGCCUGGGCACGAGAAUAAGACCUAUAAGCUGAGUGGCGACGAGGCGUUUUCGUUUUCGCAAGUUGCCGAGAUUCUGAGCGAAAUCAAAAACACAAAGGUGCCGUCUCAGGAGGUCAGUGAAGAGGAAUAUGUCAACUGGCAUGGACUUAAAAAGGGUGGCCCGCCUUUGCUGCCGCAAUUCCGUCUCAGUUGGGUUAAAACAAUGACGAAUGGUGAUUUCGAGGAGACGACGGGAGACUUGGAGAGGUUGAUUGGGCGGAAGCCGACUAGUUUCCGCGAGUACUAUGGCAAGCUGAGCUACCCUCCUUCAUAG